AUGGCACAUACCGGCCCCAUCACGACGCCGCUCACGACGCUGCUGGGGAUAGAGCACCCGAUUGUGCUGGCGGGUAUGGCACGGACAUCAGGCGGGCCGCUGGCGGCUGCAGUGUCGAACGCGGGCGGCCUAGGCGUCAUCGGCGGCUUCAAGUACACGCCCGACCAGCUGCGGGAGAUCAUUGCGGAGAUGAAGGCCAACUUUGAGCGGCCGGACCUGCCGUUCGGCGUGGACCUGGCCCUGCCGCAGGUGGGCGGGAACGCGCGCAAGACCAACCACGACUACACCAACGGCAAGCUGGAGGAGCUGAUCGACAUCACCAUCUCGAGCGGGGCGCGGCUGUUCGUCAGCGCGGUGGGGGUGCCGCCGCGGCACAUCAUCGAUCGGCUGCACGCGGCCGGCAUCCUGGUGAUGAACAUGGUCGGGCACCCGAGGCACGCCGUCAAGGCGCUCGACAUGGGCGUGGACAUGGUGGCGGCGCAGGGCGGCGAGGGCGGCGGGCACACGGGCGACGUGGCGACGACGGUGCUGAUCCCGGCCGUGGUCGACGUGGCGCGCCGGUACCGGCCGGCGAUGCUGGGCGGCCAGCAGCACGCCCUCGUGCUGGCGGCGGGGGGCAUCUCCAACGGGCGCGCGCUCGCGGCGUCGCUCAUGCAGGGCGCCGCGGGCGUCUGGGUGGGCACCCGGUUCGUCGCCUCCGUGGAGGCCGGGUGCAGCGAGCAGCACAAGCGAGAGGUCGUCAGCUGCGGCUUCGACGACACCGAGCGGACCCUCGUCCUCUCGGGACGGCCGCUGCGCAUGAAGUCCAACGACUACAUCCGCGCCUGGCACGACCGCCCCGACGAGCUGGCCAGGCUGUGCGCCGCCGGCACCGUGCCCAUCGAGCACGACAUCGACCAGGGGAACGACAUUGACGUGCCUCACAUCAUGGGUCAGGUCGCCGGGUCCAUCCACGAGAUACAGCCCGCCGGUGACAUUGUCAGGGACAUGGUGCGGGAGGCGACAGACAUGCUCAAGCUGGGGGCCCAGUACCUUAACAGUCGGAGCAGGCUGUAG
Geosmithia morbida is the source of this 1056-nucleotide messenger RNA. Its product is annotated as NAD(P)H-dependent flavin oxidoreductase YrpB, nitropropane dioxygenase family. Bases 1 to 1056 code for a protein of 351 amino acids. NCBI's taxonomy places the organism in Eukaryota, Fungi, Ascomycota, Sordariomycetes, Hypocreales, Bionectriaceae. The record is from RefSeq and is a predicted model, not a curated record. Gene Ontology annotation, molecular function: nitronate monooxygenase activity. The transcript has a single exon.